UUUUGUUUAUCUUUAUAGGUUUCGAAUUAAACAACGGCGCAAUCGUAACGAAUUAGAAUAAUUUCGUCUUUCACUAAAUCGCGAUUUGUUUAACUUCCGGUAAUAGUUAAAAAUGGACAUUAAUGUUGCAAUGGUUGACGGGCUGAAAACUCUUGCAGACCAAAUGGCGACGAACGUAGGUAGCCGGCAAAUCAAUCAAGUACCGGAGCUCGUUACGGACAAAAAGUUCGCUCGGCUCUGUGCCGCAUCCUGCGGGUCGAAAGAGUUUACUAACAGUUUGCAGCCAAUCCUGAAACGAUUCUUCGCAUUCGACAGACCGCGGGAAACCAACAGAAGCGACUCGGAUGUGUCGUUCGAACGGGGCUCGAUUUUACGUGAGAUUAUAUCAUUGAUCAUCAGUCGACUGGAGGAAUUUCGGACCCUUGAGCAAUAUAUGUGGUUGUUGAAAUUUGCGUGUGCUUCGAGUCUUUUAAAGAACGUACCACCGGGAAUCGCUUUCGAGACAAACCGAGUCAUUCGCGCCAUUUCCAGCUUAAACACCGAAGAGUUCGAGUUCGAUCCGCUAAAAAUUCAUAUCCUCGCCAGGAGUCUGUUCGAGGACAUUCCGCUGGACGGAAUGAAUCUGAUUCACGUGAUCAAAAAAUUGGUUGUCCUGAAUCACAAGUUGCUCUACUACGUAUCGAUAGCGUUGAUGUUCGCUGGCUUACGCCGAUACACGGCUAAUUGGGACGGUGGAGCAGACCCACCUCCUCCGCAGAUGUACCGACUGCACAAUUUCGAGACGGUGUUAAUUCAACUGCAGCAAGUUAAAAUUGACGACCUACGGCACAAACUGAACACGCGACGAUUUUUUCUUCUGCUGAAGCUGCUUUCCGUCUACCAGAAUGCUGUCCUGCUGAGGCACAGCACCGACAGUCGGCGGGACGUGGACGAGCAGCACUGCUGCUUCGCGGAGUUUUUCCGCUUUCCGGUCGAGCAGAGGAAAGCGUACCUGCAGUGGUUACGGACCGCCAGGAAUGUCGUGAGCAGCCGGAGCAACAAAUCGUCACCGCAGGAGAUUGCUGACAAGGAGGAUUUUCUGCUGAUCAUCGAAUUAAUUGAUCUAGAUAUGAUACCGUCGAUUGAGGAUGAUAUUGAUGACGAAUGAGAGAAUUUAAACGUUUAAA
This is a messenger RNA of Wyeomyia smithii (pitcher-plant mosquito), 1166 nucleotides long. RefSeq lists its product as uncharacterized. The coding region runs from base 113 to 1147 and encodes 344 amino acids. Lineage: Eukaryota; Metazoa; Arthropoda; Insecta; Diptera; Culicidae. The transcript is spliced from 3 exons. The record is from RefSeq and is a predicted model, not a curated record.